GAUUAAAAUUAAUUGAUCCUACCAUUGGUCAAUGCAUCUUAAAUCCGAUAAAUUGAAAUUAAUUCCUCGUUUUAUAUUUACCUGUGAUGGUAGUCGCGCUUGCUGCGAUCUUCGCACCAUUGUUCAUUCAGAAACUUACCAUGACUUGUAGCAGCAAGAAUCCGUGAUUCGAUUGUGAUUUAUACUAGAUAAAUAAGUGAUGGCAUCGCUUAAAGUUAAAGAAAUGUUCUGUGUGCUGUAUUCGGCAUUGUUAUUUAUUUCAGGUGUAUUAUUAAUAGGUUUUUCUGUAGUUCUUCUCUACAAAGUGAUUUACCAUUUUAAAUUCAUUCCCUCGAGUUCCGUAGGCCCGUUUAUCGUUUACUUCUUGUUAGGGUUUAUUCACCUUUUUCUCACCUGGUUGGGUAUUAAAGGUCCCACCAGAGAGCACGACAUUCACAUUAUUUUGUUUAUGGUAGUCACGCUAGUCUUAUUAGUAGCGGAAUGUGCCCUUGGUGUUUGGUCGAUAAUUCUAUGGGACGAAGUCGACGUCGAAUCCUGGCAUUUAAUGUCGACGUCUUUCCAAGAACUACUCAACCAUGACUACGAUAAGAAAGAUUGGGCAAGUCUGGAAUCCGAGCUGCGAUGUUGCGGAUUCGACGGCCCCAAAGCCUACGAGAAGAAAAACAUCCUCCCGCUCUCUUGCUGCCACAAGGAGUUGAAAAAUAUGACCUGCACCGAAAUUUUUCAAACUGGUUGCCAAAAACCGCUCGCUACUUAUGCGAAGCGGAUUUUAAUUGAUGCCACGAUCAUGGGAUUUUCAUGUUGCGCUUUCCACGGCCUGGGAAUUUUCGUGUUUUUCGCGUUUUACAGGGCACUCAAGGCUGAGCGUGCAGCUAGAGUACAAAGACGGUUGGCUAUGCAGAGGACGAUGUCUGAGAAUCAAAGCGGUGGUGGCACCCCUGCGCCUGCAUCGCCGCCAACGUCGGCCUAAUUUUUAUACUCGUUUACACUUUUGAUAGAGUUUUAUGAGCACGGAAGUGCCUUAUUUUAGUAGCUUUAUAGAAUGUGACUUAAGUUGCACUUUUUUUUUUAUUUUUUAUUUUUUAAUAAUAUAUUGAUCAUUCGAGA
Molecule: messenger RNA, 1107 nt
Organism: Zophobas morio
Lineage: Eukaryota; Metazoa; Arthropoda; Insecta; Coleoptera; Tenebrionidae
Product: leukocyte surface antigen CD53-like
Exons: 4
Coding region: 200-970 (256 amino acids)
Cellular component (GO): plasma membrane
Source: RefSeq, a predicted model, not a curated record